This is a messenger RNA of Polyodon spathula (Mississippi paddlefish), 1932 nucleotides long. RefSeq lists its product as uncharacterized. Lineage: Eukaryota; Metazoa; Chordata; Actinopteri; Acipenseriformes; Polyodontidae. Bases 930 to 1673 code for a protein of 247 amino acids. The transcript is spliced from 10 exons. The record is from RefSeq and is a predicted model, not a curated record.
AAUUUGCAGGGGGUUUGAAUGCCUCUCUCAAAUUCGGCUAGUAGGAGCAGAUGAGGUUUUCAGUGUUGUGGAAAUUCUUUGGGUAUUCCAUGAUUCUAGACCGUGGGCAUCAAACAAUAACCAAUAUUAACAACAAACCAAUAGCAAUGUUCUCUUUUAAAGCCUUCUUUUAUUAAUCAAAUCAAGCUUGCAAUGCGCAAAACCUUUUCAAGUGUUUUAGAGAGGGUUUCUCUUUAUAGCUACUUAGCCUUUUAAUGUUGUAUGCUGGUGAUGGAUAUAUGUGUUGACUGUGAUUGAGGAAUUCCAAUUCCAAACAGUACCCAGACAUAUGUAAUAUGCCUUUUCCAAUGAAGGCUACUUUACUGCACUCACACUAGCCAGAGCUAUACAGGGAAGACUGGGUUAGAAUAUGCAUUCACUAAACUAAAGUUUCUCUCCACUGUCGGACUGUUGCCUUUCCCAAUGAAGGCUACUCUUUUCAAUCAAACCAGUCUCAUAAAUAACAAAUACGAGGUGUGCAGGAAGUGUCUCAUUCGUGCUAUAGGAAAGAUUAUGGACUGCCUCUUUAUUGUGUCUUAAAUAAGCAACGUGUCUUUGGAGGUCUGUGGUUGCCAGCUCAUGUGUGGGAUUACUCUUAGCACACGAGGAACAUUCAGUAUAUAAUCUCUCUGUAUGGCCGUUUGAAGUCAUGUAUCCAAUUUAUGUGACAGUCAAACCAUUCAUUUUUGCAUCUAUAACCACAAUGCCAGUCCUUAAAGGCUGCACUGUCUAUAGCUGGAAGAGGCUUCACCUGGUUUGACUCUCCACAGACCCUCUGACUGUGUUCUUGUUGUUUUGUGUCAGAGCUGUUCUCCAGGGUGACUCUGUCAGCCUCUCCGAGAGCCACAGUGAAGGAGGGAGAGGCUCUUAACCUGACCUGUGAGGCAACAAUGAACAAAACCCUCCACUCUCAACUCCACUACACCAUUCUGAGAGACGGGGAGCCUGUGAUUAAUAGCACUGGCCCUGCACUGUACAGCAUAGCCAGCACUGAGAUGAGCCACGCUGGGAGCUACACGUGUGCUGUGGAGUCACAGGGAGUGAGGAAGAGCAGCCAGGAGUUACACAUUGAAGUGCAAAAGUCCUGGUCGUGGAUCACUGUUCCUCUCAGUGUCUCGCUGGCUUCGAUCAUUUUUAUUCUGGUCACAAUAUUGCUGUGCUACCGAUACAAGACCAAAGGUUUUCUUUUCACUGCUGCCAAAUCGAGGCGCCCUGCUGAUCAGACUCCUGCACAGCCCUUGAGAGGAAUGGAGCUCUCCAGACUUGGACAACAGCCUGGUAACUGCACCACAUCCAAAAUAGAGACCGUAUACGCAGAAGCAAUGCCAUGUCAACAGAACCAAGCUGUGCAUGUCACUGACACCCCCUCAGCAUCCAAUGGUGACGAAAUCCUUUACUCUACGAUUGACUUAAAGAAUACAAAGCCAGCUAAACCCAGAUCAAAACGCGACUGUGAUGCCCUGUACUCUGCUGUCCUUGUCAAGAAGCGAGAAGAUAACCCCAGUGCUGCAGACAACAGUGAUGCCCUUUAUUCAGAGCUCGACAUGAAGAAUGUGAAGAAGAAGGGCAAACCCGCAGCAGGUAAUGCAGAGUCCAUGUAUGCCACAGUCCUCCCAAAGAAGAAAAUGAAAUAAAGGACGAGGGUCCCCGGGGAUGAGAGCCAGCCUGAAUCCGGAGACACUGAGAAGGAGUGCAUGUCAGAGAUCACAGUCCCUCCUGAAAUUAGAGACUGGGAUUCAGGCCUGCUCCUAGCUACUGAACUGGUUGAUUGAUUUAGGACAGCGUUCCUGGGCCAGUCUACAGAUAAGAAAAACAUUGGACUUUUACUGUGCAAACACGUUAUAUUUGAUAACAACGACACAUACAAAUUAUAUAUAUUAUAAACACAUAAUU